AUGGCAACACUCUCAAUCACCGGUCUUCAGACCUCGCUCGAAAGGCUGAGCCUCGACACUCCUCUGCCCUCGUUCCCGGUUGCCGAUGUGCUGGUACGCCCGCUGGAUAUCUUCCGGUCUUACAUCGCCCAGAUCGUGGCCGAGGCUGCUCAGUGUGACCCCGCGGUUGCGUAUGAGGCGAUUCAGUCGACGGCCGCCAUUUCCAUGGGCGACCUGGCCGUGAUCCUUCCUCGUCUCAAAAUCAAGGGCAAAGGCGACGCCGCAGCCGAGCUGCUUGCGAAGUUCCCCAACUCACCUCUUUACACCUUCCCUUUCGUCGACGGGGUUCACAUCCGGAUUUUUUCUCACCCAGUCCUGCUUCCGAGACUCCUUAUACCCUUCAUCUGGGAUCGAAAAGAGCUUUAUGGCGCGGAUGAUACCCAUGGAAGACAAGAUGCCGCCUCUCCAGACGGCGGACGCAAAAAGGUCGUCGUCGAGUUCUCCUCGCCCAACAUUGCAGCCGAGUUCGAAGGCAGACACCUGCGCAGCACCAUCAACGGCGCCUCGAUCGCCAAACUCCAUGAGCGCAUGGGAUGGGACGUCGUCAGGCUGAACUAUCUCGGCGACUGGGGCAAGAACAUCGCCCUGCUUGCCGUCGGCUGGAACAAGUUUGGGUCCGAGGAAGAAUUUGACAAAGACCCCAUCCGCCACCUGCUCGACGUCCACACCAAGAUCAACGAGCUGUUCAAGCCCGAACAAGAGGCGAGCUCAAAGGCCAAAGACGAGGGGAAGAACACGGCCGAAAUCGAGUCGCAGGGCAUCUACGCCGAGCGAGACGCUUUCUUCAAGCGCAUGGAGGAGGGCGACCCUGAAGCCGUGGCCCUGACGACGAGAUUCAGAGACGUCUAUGUCAAAGACUACACCAAGGCCUACGCUCGUCUGGGCAUCGAGUUCGACGAGUACGCCGGCGAGUCCCAAGUGACGUCGGACUCCAUCGCCGAGGUCGAGGCCCUUCUCAAAGACAAGGGCAUCUCGGAAGAGAGCGACGGCUCGUGGCUCAUCGACUUCAAGAAGCACGGGGCCAAGGGUCUCGGCACCGGCAUGAUCCGCAACCGGACGGGCACGACCAUGUACUUUUCGCGGGACCUCGCGGCGAUCCUCGACCGGGACAAGAGGUACGCCUUCGACAAGAUGGUUUACGUCGUCAACGCCGAGCAGGACUCGCACUUCCGCGGCGUGAUCAAGGCGCUCGAGCUGAUGGGGCGGGACGACCUGGCCAAGAAGAUCCAGCACAUCAACUUUGGUAAAGUACAGGGGCUGUCGUCCCAGCUCGGCAACGCCCACCUCCUGGGCGACAUGCUGAACCAGUGCGCCAACGCGGUGCGGGACGCCAUGUCGACGGAGCAGAACGCCGGGGCGCCCCUUGCGGCGGCCGAGCCGUUCGGCAUCACGUCCCUCCUCGCGCAGGACAUGCACACGAAGCGCAGCAACGGGUACGCGUUCGACAGCAAGAAGAUGACCGAGUUCGAGGGCGAGACCGGUGCCGCGCUGCAGCUGCACUACACCCGGCUCUGCCUGACGAUCCGGCAGCUCGGGGCGGACCCCGCGGCGGCGCUCGGAGAGGUCGACUACUCGCACCUGGAGGAGGAGGAGUACACGAACCUGCUGCGGCUCCUGGCGCAGUACCCGGACGUCGUCAGUGCCGCGUACAAGACACUCGAGCCGUCGGCAGUGCUGACCUUCCUGUACCGGUUGGCGGAGCAGCUUGUCGUGUGCCUCGACGACGACGAGGGUGAGGACGAGGGCGAAGGGGAGGAGGACGAGGAGACGCCCGAGGACCCGAAGCUUGAUCUCGCGAGAGCUGUGCUAUACGAGAUUACGAGGCAGGUGUUUGAGAACGGCAUGAAGGUCCUCGGCAUUACUCCACUGGCGACUUGA
Molecule: messenger RNA, 1917 nt
Organism: Colletotrichum higginsianum IMI 349063
Lineage: Eukaryota; Fungi; Ascomycota; Sordariomycetes; Glomerellales; Glomerellaceae
Product: Arginyl-tRNA synthetase
Exons: 2
Coding region: 1-1917 (638 amino acids)
Biological process (GO): mitochondrial translation; arginyl-tRNA aminoacylation
Cellular component (GO): mitochondrion; cytoplasm
Molecular function (GO): arginine-tRNA ligase activity; ATP binding
Source: RefSeq, a predicted model, not a curated record